AUGGAGAAAUUAACGCAAUUCGUGUCCAAGUCUUUCGAAAACAACAACAACACGACGGUGAGCGAGCAGUGUCUCAAUUUGACUUCCGCGAUCAAGACUUCUCCGGCGAUUAAGAUGGAAGACGAGUUCCAGACGCCUUCCGAGGACACCAAAAGGCCCAAGAACUGGCUCAUCUCGGACUUACAGAAAAACAGCACUCAGCAGACCUUCGGCAUCGACCUCCGGCUCAACAAUAGCCAGAUUUUGUACAACUCGUACCACCAGGAUAAGAGCGAAAGCGAGCCGGCCGGGAACCAGACUUUGGGUGCUAAGUGGUUCGACACUAACGCGGAUGUUAAGACUCCUUCGCCCAAAAACAGUUACUGUUCUUCUUCGCCGAUUGAUCUCGAGGACUCGAAAUCGUGCCCGGAAACCGUCGCGAGUGAAAAGAACGAAGAUGACAAACAGGAACAUGUGGAUAAAAGUGUGCACAGCGACGAGAGGAAGUUAUUUAUCCUCGGCGACGAUCAAGAAAAAUCAUCGGAAGAAGCCAUCAGCAAAAGUCGCCACUCCGUCGUUAAUAAUUCUGGUAAAGCGACGACAAAACAGCGUAGAUCUCGUACAAAUUUUACUUUAGAACAACUCAAUGAGCUGGAACGACUGUUUGAUGAAACGCAUUAUCCUGAUGCAUUCAUGAGGGAAGAGCUUAGCCAGAGGCUGGGUCUGAGCGAAGCUCGAGUGCAGGUGUGGUUCCAAAAUAGGAGGGCUAAGUGCAGGAAGCAUGAAAGUCAGAUCCAAAAAGGUAUGAUGAUGAACAGUCACAGCCCCUCGACGAGUACCCCCUUGGAGCCCUGCCGAGUGGUCCCUUACAUGAACGUGCCUGCACUGCGUGGCCUGACUUUAACUCCAGGAUCGGUGGCGUUAUCCAAUUACGACCGCUUGUCCUCUGCAACGUUUUCCCAACCGGGAACGGCGUUUUCCGCUUUCGAUCCUGCAUUCAUCACAGCUGCACACCAGUACGCCGCUGCCGCCGUGGCCGUGGGCGGAGGUCCCGCCAGCAUCUUGUGCCACCCCCAGUAUCCCUUAGGGUUCGCGGCGUUGGCGGCGGCUCACAAGAACUCGAGCAUCGCCGACCUGAGACUGAAGGCGAGGAAGCACGCGGAGGCCCUGGGACUGACAUCGGAGAAGUCGACAUAA
Zophobas morio is the source of this 1176-nucleotide messenger RNA. RefSeq names its product short stature homeobox protein-like. Gene Ontology annotation, cellular component: nucleus. Gene Ontology annotation, molecular function: sequence-specific double-stranded DNA binding; DNA-binding transcription factor activity, RNA polymerase II-specific. Bases 1 to 1176 code for a protein of 391 amino acids. Gene Ontology annotation, biological process: regulation of transcription by RNA polymerase II. The record is from RefSeq and is a predicted model, not a curated record. NCBI's taxonomy places the organism in Eukaryota, Metazoa, Arthropoda, Insecta, Coleoptera, Tenebrionidae. The transcript is spliced from 5 exons.